AUGCAGCAGCAGAAGCAGCAGCAGCACGACGUGGAGAAGCAGGCUGGACUUGAGGCUGCCUCUGCCUCUGGCCCUGGCACCGGCACCGGCACCACCGAACAAGAUCGUGAUCACGAUCACGACCAGCCAGCUCCUCGCUGGGCCACUGGGGAAAAGUCCAGGCCCAGGUCGAACUGGAAGCUGCCGAGUGUCAAGAUCAAGAUCAGAGACCACAUCAGUGAACAGGACGUGGUGAAUUUUCUGUGUGUGCUGCUCAACACCGCAUCGACGGUGUGUAUUGUGUUUGCGAACAAGGUCAUCUUCACCGACCCCCAGUUUCGCCAAUUCCAAGUGGGCACGGCGGCAUGGCACUUCUUCGCGACGACGCUGCUGCUGUUCGCCGCGUCCCGCAAGCCGUUCAGCGUCUUCCCGGCAGUGCGACUGCCGCUCAAGGAGGUGUUCCCGAUCUCGGUGCUGUUCGUCGGCUUCCUGCUGUUCGGCAACCUCUCGCUGGCGCUGAACGACGUGUCGGUGUACCAGCUGGCCAAGAUCAUGACGACGCCGACGGUGGUGGCGGUCAACUUUGUGCUUUUCCGCAAACGCAUCUCGGCCGCGCUGCUGGCGGCGAUCGUGGUGUCGUGCCUGGGCGUGGCGCUGACCAACAUGGCCACCGGAGCCGUCACCUCCAACCCGGUCGGCACGUACGUGGCCAUCGUGGCCUUUGUCACCACGGCCUUCUACCAGAUCUGGAUCGGCAAGAAGGUGCAAGACCUCGACGUGACCGGCCCGCAGCUGCUGCUGAACCAGGCGCCCAUCUCGGUCGGCUUGCUGCUGCUGCUGUGUCCUUUGACCGACACCAUGCCGGAUCUGCGCUCCGUCGAGCCCGCCAUCCUCGCCACUUUUGUCCUGUCGGGCGUCCUGGCCGCCGGCCUCAAUCUCAGCCAGUUCCUGAUCAUCGGCCGCACCUCGGCCGUCACCUUCAAUGUCGUCUCUAAUGCCAAAAAUGUCAUCAUCAUCGUCCUGGGCUGGUAUACUGUCCAUCGGGCCCCGUCGUGGCUCGACUUUAUGGGCGUCUCUUUGGCCUUGGGCGGUGCGGCUGCCUACUCUUGGCUGAGGAAGUGA
This is a messenger RNA of Capronia epimyces CBS 606.96, 1101 nucleotides long. RefSeq lists its product as uncharacterized. NCBI's taxonomy places the organism in Eukaryota, Fungi, Ascomycota, Eurotiomycetes, Chaetothyriales, Herpotrichiellaceae. Bases 1 to 1101 code for a protein of 366 amino acids. The record is from RefSeq and is a predicted model, not a curated record. Gene Ontology annotation, cellular component: Golgi apparatus. The transcript is spliced from 2 exons. Gene Ontology annotation, molecular function: antiporter activity.